ACGCCGGCUCAAUCGGUGGUGCGGUCCAGUCGAGACGCGAACGCGCGCAUUGUUAAAAUGAUCAGCUCCACAUCGUCUCUCGUACGCAAACUUCGAAAUUUCCGGUUUCUGUCAGCCAACAACAGUAGCAUCCGUCGCCAGUUCGUUUGUGGACGCACUUCACAAACUUUUGCCGAACUUUUCAGCGCUCAAAAUCCGUUUGUUUCGGUCGGUCGUAAUUAAUCAACAAGUCGAUUUCGACGUGGAAUUGUCGGGAAAGGAUUCGAGUACUUCUUCUUGUGCUUGCACACGGUCCGGUGGCAAAGAAAACGAGUUUUUUUAAAUCGGUUCACGUCCGAAGAGAGGACUUCUCCGGCCGUAAUUUAAUAAAUCUUCAUAAAUUUGACGUUAAAAUUCCCGGCGACAAUAAAUAACACUUUAAUAUAUAACGCUCAUUAAAAUCAAAUCAUCAUUUUUUCCUCUCUUCGCGCUCUCUCAUCGGCGUGGAAAAAACCAACAAAAUAAAUCCGACUUUCUUAUCGCAUCAAUUUACUGCAGCCAAUUAAAAACCAUGCCGCGCGACACGAUUACAUUCAUAAACAUGGCUAAUUUGCAGACAUUAUUCACACUUGUUUCCACAUUGCGCGUUAAAUAUUCGCGCCUAAAUGAGUAAUUAUCUAAUUAGCGCGAACUUGUCCGGCGCGUCCGUCCAAGUGUGACUUGAUAAACAGUACCAGAAUCGUCAUCUCGCGCACAGAGUGAUUAUCAAAUAUCAAAAUGAAUGUGUCCGAAGACGAAGAAAUCGGCAACUUGACCGAGCACCCAGCGCUGGAUAACCAAUCUGGCUUGGAUCCGAACAUCGAUUCAUUUUAUUUCUACGAGGCUGAACAGUUCACCGUAUUAUGGAUCCUCUUUGUUGUCAUUGUCGCUGGCAAUUUCGGCGUGCUCAUCACGCUCUACAGCCGAAAGUCACGCAAAUCCCGGAUGAACUUCUUCAUCAGUCACUUGGCUUUAUCAGAUUUAUUAGUGGGACUCAUCAGUGUGCUCACCGACAUUGUCUGGCGAAUGACGAUCUCAUGGAACGCCGGAAAUAUCGCAUGUAAAUUGGUGAAAUUCCUGCAGGUGGUGGUAACCUACGGAUCGACGUAUGUGUUGGUAGCGCUGAGCAUAGAUCGCUAUGAUGCAAUUAGACAUCCGAUGAAGUUCUCUGGCAGUUGGAAGCGAGCCAAAUGCCUAAUCAUAGCAGCUUGGCUCUGCAGCAUUAUUUUCUCCACGCCGAUAUUAAUGCUGUACGAAGAAAAAUCCAUUCAAGGCAAGCAGCAGUGUUGGAUCGAUUUCCCCGAACUGUGGCAUUGGCAGCUGUACAUGUGUCUGGUUUCCGUGUCGCUUUUCAUCAUACCCGCGGCGAUCAUCGCCGGCUGCUACGCGUUCAUCAUCCUGACGAUAUGGUCCAAGAGUUCCGUCACCAUGACCAAGAGUAAGAUCAAAGGCUAUCUAGGUUCUGAUAAUUCACGACGCGUGAGCUCCAGGGGGUUGAUCCCACGUGCAAAAGUUAAGACUGUUAAAAUCACUCUAGUGAUAGUUAGUGUAUUUAUCCUGUGUUGGAGUCCGUACAUCAUCUUCGACCUGCUACAAGUAUUUGGCUAUAUCCCACAAACUCAAACCUACAUCGCCAUCGCAACAUUCAUCCAGAGUUUAGCUCCACUUAACUCCGCUGCUAACCCAAUCAUCUACUGCAUCUUCUCAACACAUUUCUGCAAACUGCUCGGAAAUAUCCCGCCAUUCAAAUGGAUGGAUUGCAAGAAGAAGGUGAAGAAGUCGCGUGACUACACGAUGACGACCACCACGACCACCAUGCAUACCCAGAGCAGUUCGUUAUCGGAGGUGUUGACGAAUAACACGACGACCGCCAAGCGUUCGUCUGCGUCUAUCGCGGACGACACGCGCAUGAUUAAUCACAUCCCUCUGGUAUCCGUACACUAAUUAAUUUGUCGAAUGAUUAAUUAUGUCGUGUGCGAUUCGGUUAUGUUAUAUAUGUGCGCCGGCCGGCCGACUGUUUUGCAUUCCGGUCAAUGGAAACAAGUGACAUGCAGGAUGAUGAAGGCUCUGAUGUCGGUGGCAUGAAUCAUUAGUUGUAGUAAGUGUCUUUUUCCAUAGUUGACAAAUUCGACAAACCGAAUGUUUGUAAAGCGGCAAAACCCGGUCAGGAUGAUAUACAAUGUAUGAACUUUUGUUUGGAUAUUUCUGUUCGUAGUAAUCACAACUCGCUGUUAUAAAAUAAACUUUAUUGUAAAUGGAAAGACUGGCAAGGAAACGUACUGUGAAUUUGUAAUACAAGAUGGCACCAAUUGCUGUUGUUGUUGUUGUUGUGAGUCUAGGAAUGGCGAAGCAUAAACAAUAACGCUCGUUAUUGGUAUAUCAAUGUGCGAUGGUUUAUAAAAUAUUUAUAUUUAUAUUUUGUGUACCUACUACUAAUGUGGAAAAAUGUAAUACCUGCAUAAUCAUCAGCCCAUCAGCCGAUACAACUGAAAUAUAACUAUUCAUGUAUUCAUGUUGUAGGCAUAUUGCUCCCAAUGUGCCAAAUGUAUAAAUGUUUAUUUAUUUAAUAAAAAAAACUAUAUUCCCAGCAA
Dalotia coriaria is the source of this 2609-nucleotide messenger RNA. RefSeq names its product cardioacceleratory peptide receptor-like (gene Ccapr1). Gene Ontology annotation, molecular function: vasopressin receptor activity; neuropeptide receptor activity. Gene Ontology annotation, biological process: neuropeptide signaling pathway. The transcript has 9 exons. NCBI's taxonomy places the organism in Eukaryota, Metazoa, Arthropoda, Insecta, Coleoptera, Staphylinidae. Gene Ontology annotation, cellular component: plasma membrane. The coding region runs from base 757 to 1962 and encodes 401 amino acids. The record is from RefSeq and is a predicted model, not a curated record.